GGGGGGACACGUGCUGAUUACUCGAUCACGGGAUCGUGUCUGAACUUGCCCACGAUCGCCCACACCCGGCGCCACGCAACCUCUACGCGACAUGGUCAGCGAGGCACUCUCUGAGGAAUCUCUAGGGAUCCCAUUUUCAUUGGACGAGCAUGAAGACCGCGAAAUACCCGAAUUUCGAAUGAAAGACCGAAUUGCGUUCUGGGACGGCCCAAUCCGCGCAUUCUUACGCAAACAUGGAUACAUGCUGUACAACAUGCGCGCUUUUCCGGAAUACGACUUGGAUAGCGUCAUGUAUUCCGCCCUGGAGACGCCAGGCCAACUCUCGGACGACGAGCGCUACGCGUUCAUGGAUCGUGACUACCCCGAGGGAUUGAUCCCUGAGCCUCGAAAAGAUGAUUUGUAUGAUUCUCUACGCGUUACUGCAUAUUCGCGCGAAUUUCGGGGUCGCGCCGCCUUUGCACAGAGUGAGGCGCGGCCAGAUCGACACGUUGCUAUCAAGCUGGUCCGAGCCGAAAGCGUCGAAAUCCACACGCUCAUACUGAUCCACGAAACUUCGAAGGAGAAGCCCGUUCGGGGCCUCAUCCCUGUCAUCGAAAUCAUCCCAUUCCGCGGUCACUGGCUCGUGGUUAUGCCGAGUGGGGAGAAAGCAUCAUGGUUCCGUUCCCGACCGUCGCUAGACCGGUAUUCGAUCUCAUCGAAGACCUCCUCGAGGGGCUUUCAUUCCUCCACAGCCACAACAUCGUUCAUAGGGAUCACUCCUCCAAAAACAUCCUGAUGUCAUGCAAACCCGAUCUUGCAACGAACUCAUAUCUGCAGGUCCGUCGCAGAAAACAGGUUUGUUGCUGCGGCUGCGACUGCGGGGGCUGCUGCUGGAAGUGUGUUGUCAAAGCAGCCGGCCGCUGCUGCUGCUGGUUGUAACGGGACCGAUUUGAUUCGUAGCCGAUCAGAGUGACAGCCCAUGCGUCAAAACCAGUUGAGCACAAGUAAGAGAAACAGUACAGUAUGCAUACAUGCAUAUGUAAUGAUGCCGUUGUCAUUGUGUUGCUUUUGCCGCAUUCGAACGCGCAUUUCUGCGCAAACGAUUUCCUGUCGUUGGGAACUACAUAUCCCACAUCAAGAAUUGAGCGUCGCGCGUGUCGGGGAGCGCCAUCACACCCGGGUGAGACGGGGGAACCACCCACAACAUGACUGGGCAUCGGAUCAGCUACAGCAGGACGAAUUCAAGAAGAGCUGCGAGAGAAGGGACGAGCGCAUUGGAUGGCAUGGGACCCAGCAUCACGGACAUAUCUCAGUCUGCUCCCUCCUUUCGGGAUCAUCUGGCUGGAAUUUCACGACCUCCCAUCUGCUCAUGACAUUCGACGGCGACUAAUUGAAACAUAUGCGCCUUCUCUCGAAGCGCCGCUGUGUCACAAGUUCUUGAUGCAAUCCGUCAAUCUUCCGCACGACCCUGACGUGUGCCGUUGGCCAAAUUGUGUUCCGCCCAAACUUGGCCUGGUUUCGCUGGUAGCCGUGUCUAAAUCUGUAACUCAAGCGUUGGGCGCUUGGUGGCUGUGAACCGUGGCAUUGUUCCAGCGAGGCAGUAUGCGCGGAGACAAGGCUGCUCUAGCAUGAGGCAGAGCAGCUCACCUCCUGCCUCUGACCAUGCCACAAGCUGAGGAACGACAGACCGACAACCGAGAGGCCGAUGAAGCAUAUUCCGAGCGCGAGCGGCCUCACGGGAACAAGCUCUGGGGCGUAUACAUAUCCGAGGCGCAGAGUUCCGAUAAGGGUCUCAUCGAUGGCUGGCGCAGUGAGAUGGAUGGGCUGCUCAUUUUCGCUGGUCUCUUCUCCGGCGUCGUCACGACAUUCAUCAUCGAAAGCUACAAGACGCUGAGGCCCGACCCGGCCAGCGAGACCGUCGCGCUGCUCAACCAGAUCUCGCGCCAGCUUGCGAACCUGAACAACGGCACGGCAGUAACAGACGCACUCCCUCCUGCCCCUGCCUUCUCGCCCCCGAUCUCGUCCGUCGUUUGCAACGCGCUCUGGUUCACCAGCCUUGGGCUCAGCUUGUCAUGCGCACUCGUUGCGACACUGGUCAAACAAUGGGCGCAGGGCUUCCCGCACCGGACGGCCAUGUUUCCCACCAUCUCGAUCCAGUCACGCAUAUACAUGUAUCUCCACAACGGGUUGCUUCGCUUCAACAUGCAUGCCGCGGUCCGCGCUCCCCUGCUUUUCCUGCACGGGGCACUGGUCCUGUUCUUCGGGGGUCUGGUGGCAUUUCUUGUGCCCGUCAACAAUGUCAUCAUGAGCAUAUUUUCCGCUCUCCUGCUCCUCUUCGUCUCGGUCUAUGCCAUGUUCACCGCGCACCCCUUGUUCUUCCUCGACAGUCCGUUCCAGACGCCACUGACGCAGAUAAUCUGGUCGCUGAACCAAAUCUUGAGGAAUGUUCUGAGGGCUUAUGUUCCACAGACAGUCACCGCGAUAGACACCGGGUCCCCCGCCAAACCUUCUGUGACUGUCGACACUCGACUGCAGACCCUCAGCAUGCAGGAGGCCAUGAAAAGCGCGUCCCUACAUUCCACUGUCGAGACAGAGACCGCGGCCCUUGCGUGGACCAUCCAAUCUCUAUCUGAAGACAACAAGCUCGAGCCAUUUGUGGAGGGGCUCCCCCAGGCGCUGUGGGAUUUCAAGACAAACCAGCCUCGUGGCGUGUAUCGGACGCAGUUCAAGAGGCUGUUGCAGAAUCCGCAGGUCCCUCUCGGCCAGCGGCUCGCGGACUUCAUGGAUGGCUCCAACAGCAAUCUGCUUGAUCCCACGGUCCGCUCCCGCCGACAGCUCGCCGUGCUCCGGGCCAUCUGGGCUCUCUGCGCGUUCUCAAUACACACCGAGUCACCUCUGGAGCGUCCGAUUGGAGACAUUGACGUGGAAGACGCGCUGCUCGGCUCCAAAUUUCUCAGUUCUCCCGACGUGCAGUGCAUGGUCCCCGCUGUGUUAGCUCUGGUUCGUCUGAACGUCAUCGAGUUCGAACGCCUCUACGUGCAGAGGAGCAACUCGUACCGGGAUCCCGAACUGGAGAAGCAGCGGACGUACAAGCAGUAUCUCAGGGAUCUUUCCGACAGCCCUGCCAGCUUCCAGCGGGAAGUGACCCACUCGCUCUUUUAUCGCUCGGAAGACCCCUUCCAGGCCGGGGACCGCUAUAACAUUCUGCAAUUGGGUCUAGAAGAGCUGAUUAGAUCGGGGGCGGAUGGGACCGAGGACAAUCUUGUCUUUGCUGCUCGCCGGAUGAUCAGUGCGAUUGCUGAUGGGACCUGGAACACGCCGCCGCCCGGUAUUGCGCUGUUCCUCGUCCGGCAUCCCUCCCUCGCCGUUUAUGGGCCGGACUCUGUCUGGCAGCCCGAUCGGAAGUAUCGUUACACGCGAUACUUGUGUUACUGUCUCUGCCAGAACUUGGCGCACCGAAUCGACCUCAAGCCAUCUGUCGACUCCUUGCGGCUGAUUUACGAUCAUUGGAUAAACGACGACCCCCUCGCAAGGCACCCGGGAGACCUCGAUACCCAUUUCCAUGUCCUCCGCACCCUGCGGAGUUCUGGCGCUCGAGCAGCAGACACCCACAUGCACCGCUUGGUUGCCCUGGUCCAGUGCGUCGUGGUCUUCUGGGUCCGGCAGGAUUUGUCGGAAUCUGCGGAACUGCUGAGUAUCUUCGACGACGAGCCCUGGUUCCGCGCAGCGAUCGGUCUUGACGAGGAGGAGUGGACACAGCGAGCAUCGACUCAGGGAACUCGUGACUUGAUUCUCAGCUGUGCAUGUGUGGGUGUCAUGACCACGUUCCUCGAGCAGUGCGCCCAGAACCCAGACCAGACGGAGCCCGAGUUGGACUUUGAGACGCUCAAAUCGGUCCAGAAAUUCAGCGGCAUCUGGGAUCUGCAGCCGGGGAGCCGGGUGCUGGGGACCGAGAUCCAACGUCGGUUCGCAGACGCCGUCUCUGACUUCCUCCGGAAAUAUCCAACGGACAGUCUCGCGGAGGGCAAGCCGCUCGGCUGGGUGCUUUUCUGUGCCGUCAACCAGGACCGGGGGUGGAUAAACGAUCUGGAUGCAUUGCAGGUCCUGGACGUGGCGGUGUUCGACACGCAGAUGGACAGUCAGCAGCAGGCGCAGGGGUACUACGCUCCCUUCAUCCACGAACAGAUCGAAGAGCGGCUCCCUCCCGAGGUCAUUUUCGGCGCCUAUGUCUCGCUGGUGUCUGACGGGGAAUCGCACGACUCUCAACACCGACCACUAGGGACAGGCAACAUGUCUGGAACCGAAACCGCGUCUUGCGAGGAAGCUAUAGUAGUUCCCUUCUCCCUGGACGAAUACGAAGAUCGCGAUGCACCCGAAUUCCGACUGCAAGACCGCCUGGACUUUUGGGACGGCCCCAUCCGCGCUUUUCUAACACGACGUGGAUAUGCGUUGUAUAAUAUCUGCCCUAUCGCGGACGACGGCGCUGACAGAUUCGCUUUGACGUAUCCGGCUCUGGCAACUCCCCGCCGCCCGUUAGACGACGACCGCUUCGCGUUCAUGGACCCAGACGACCGGGAUAGGAACGCGGAAGAGGCUCGGGAGAAGACACUCUAUGCUCAGAUGGAGACGGCUUACGCUCGGGAAGCUCGGGGACGAGCGGUCUUUGCUCAGCAUAUCGACAGGCCGGAUCUUCACGUCGCAGUCAAGCUUGUGCGGGACAAGAGCGUCGAGAUACAUGUGCUCAAGCUGAUUCACGAAAGAUCCAAAGAGAAGCCGGUGCGCGGACUGAUCCCUGUCCUGGAUAUCAUACCCUUUGGUGGCCACUGGCUGGUUGUCAUGCCAAGGUGGGGUGAAGGCAUCAUGGCACCGUUCCCGACGACUAUCGGAUCCGUCCUGAACCUCCUCGAGGAUCUGCUCGAGGGUCUCGCGUUCCUCCACAGUCACAAUAUCGUGCACAGGGAUCACUCCUACAGGAACACCCUGGUCAACCACGUACCUGUCCUGGCGACUGAAAUAGAUGACCCUCCGGCGACCCGACAAGCGCUGCGAGACGCAGGCGUUCUGCGGCAUGCGAUCUUCGACUUUGAUGUUGCGCUGAUCUUCCCUGAUCGAGCCUCCGCCCGGCUGCCCUAUGCUGAAUUCUGGCUCGGGGCAUACAAGUGGACUGACGAAAUAUAUCAAGGAGAAUACGACUACGAUCCGUUUGCGGCGGACGUGUCCAUUCUGGCCGGGGAUCUUUGCGUCGAUCUGCAGUACCAUACACCUUAUGUGCCCAUCCUGGCACCUCUGUUCGACGGGAUGCUUCAUUGGCAUGUCCCGUCUCGGCUGACAGCGUCCGGGGCACUUGGCCUGCUACGCUCAUUGAGAGCCGAGAGCGGGGACCUGGAUAAGCAGCCACUUCCUGCGGUCAAGAAGCGGUUCAUUCAUGUGACGGAAUACGACCGGUGGGCGGGAUUGCCCGACGACUUUGUCAAGCGGUGGGGGCAUCUUCGGACCCCGCCGGUUCCUUGGACGAGAUCUUUCCUGCGAAGGAUCUGCAAACAUGACUCCCUCGCAAGUUGUUGUCCCUCAUCGAACGAAGACAGCUUUGAGAAAGGAGCCGGCGGAUUCGACAAUUAA
Molecule: messenger RNA, 5598 nt
Organism: Mycena citricolor
Lineage: Eukaryota; Fungi; Basidiomycota; Agaricomycetes; Agaricales; Mycenaceae
Source: the annotation of a GenBank genome assembly